UCUCUCUCUCUCUUUCAGCAUCUUCUCUCUUUGUUUCUCUUUCUUUCUGUCCUCUUCACUUUCAUUUUCUUUCUUUCUAUUUGUUUUUCUUUCUCUCCCUAUUACAAAUGUCGGUCUACAUCAUUGAUAAUUUCAGUUCAUAAGACCUCGAACUAAAAAGAAAUACGAUAGAGCAGCAGUUGUUGUGUAAAUAGAACGCCCUGGUUGGGUAAGACAAUCUCAACUGGUUGCUGUAGUCUUUUUGAAAACCAGGUAAUUAUUCAUCAUCGAGCCCUAGCUCGAAAUAAAUCAUUAGGACUAAAGAAAAAUGUGUUGUGUUUUUUAGGAUGACUAUUCAUAGCAGAUAGAAAUAUUUUCAAUAUAGGCUACAACAACAAGAGAUGUAUUGUACUUGUCUGUUAGUACUAAACGCAGUAGCAAUAUGGUUGACAUUCUCUUUAGGGCAAGCAGUUGAUGAUAAUUGCUCCAUUAGUCUCUUUGGUUGCUGCCCUGAUGGCAAAACUAUAUCAGGAGGAUUUGAUAAUAGAGGAUGUGAAAACAUACAACCAGCGGAAUGUAAAGAUACGACGUUUGGAUGUUGUCCAGAUGGUAAAACACCUGCUACUGGACCAAAUAAAGAAGGGUGUACUGAGACUGGAUGCAAAAGUUCAAGAUUUGGCUGCUGUCCAGAUAGUAAAACACCUGCUACUGGACCAAAUAAAGAAGGGUGUACAGAGGCUGGAUGCAAAAGUUCAAGAUUUGGCUGCUGUCCAGAUAGUAAAACACUUGCUACUGGACCAAAUAAAGAAGGGUGUACAGAGGCUGGAUGCAAAAGUUCAAGAUUUGGCUGUUGUCCAGAUAGUAAAACACCUGCUACUGGACCAAAUAAAAAAGGGUGUAGUGAGGCUGGAUGCAAAAGUUCAAGGUUUGGCUGCUGUCCAGAUGGUAAGACGCCUGCAAAAGGUAUAAUAAUUAAAGGCUGUAAAAAUGACAGUUGUCUUCUUUCAAAGUUUGGCUGCUGUCCAGAUGGUAAAACACCUGCUACUGGACCAAAUAAAGAAGGGUGUGCUGAGGGUGGAUGCGAAAGUUCAAGGUUUGGCUGCUGUCUAGAUGGUAAAACACCUGCUACUGGACCAAAUAAAGAAGGGUGUGCUGAGGGUGGAUGCAAAAGUUCAAGGUUUGGCUGCUGUCCAGAUGGCAAGACUCCUGACACUGAUCCAAAUAAACAAGAAUGCAUUAUAAACUCCCUAUCGCCUUUCGAUUGCUUAGAAACCACGUUUGGCUGCUGCCUAGAUGGUAAAACUCCUGCUCAGGGCAUUGAUCUUAGAGGAUGUGAAAAUUUAACAUGUCAGAAAUCAAAAUUUGGAUGUUGUCCAGAUGGAAAGACUCCUGCAACUGGUGACAAUUAUAAAGGAUGUGAUAUUGAGGACUGUCAGAACUCACAAUAUGGAUGUUGUCCAGAUGGAAUGACUCCUGCAACAGGUAUAAACCAUAAAGGCUGUAAACCGAUAGACAAUGAUUGCUCAUCCAGUUUGUUCGGAUGCUGCCCAGAUGGCAAAACUCCAUCAGGAGGAUUUGAUAAUAGAGGAUGUGAAAACAUACAGCCAACGGAAUGUAAAGAGACAACUUUUGGAUGUUGUCCAGAUGGUCAGACUCCUGCAAAAGGUUUAAUUAAUAAGGAUUGCUUUGAUGGAGGAUGUCAGAGCUCAAUGUUUGGCUGCUGUUCAGAUGAUAAAACACCUGCUACUGGACCAAAUAAAGAAGGGUGUAUUGAGGCUGGAUGCAAAAGUUCAAAGUUUGGCUGCUGUUCAGAUGGUAAAACACCUGCUACUGGACCAAACAAAGAAGGGUGUGCUGAGGGUGGAUGCGUAAGCUCAAAGUUUGGCUGUUGCCCUGAUGGUAAGACUCCUGCAACUGGUGACAAUUAUGAAGGCUGUGAUAUUGAGGACUGUCAGAACUCACAAUAUGGAUGUUGUCCAGAUGGAAUGACUCCUGCAACAGGUAUAAACCAUAAAGGCUGUAUACCGAUAGACAAUGAUUGUUCAUCCAGUUUGUUCGGAUGCUGCCCAGAUGGCAAAACUCCAUCAAAAGGAUUUGAUAAUAGAGAAUGUGAAAACAUACAGCCAGCGGAAUGUACAGAGACAACUUUUGGAUGCUGUCCAGAUGGUAAGAAGUUUGCUACAGGUCCCAAAAAUGAGGGUUGUACUGUAAGUGAAUGUGAAAAUUCAGAGUUUGGAUGUUGCCCUGAUGGUAAAACAUAUGCGAAUGGAGAAAAUUCUGAAGGUUGUGAUUCGAGUGUUUGCACUGCAACAAAGUUCGGAUGUUGUCCCGAUAGGAAAACACCUGCAUCUGGUUUAAAUAACAAAGGGUGCGAUUUUAGCAGAUGUCAAUUUUCAAAGUUCGGAUGUUGCCCAGAUGGAAAAACACCAUCUUUGGAUAUUAAAAACCAAGGAUGUCCUGAUGGCAGCUGCCGAAAUUCGUUGUUUGGUUGUUGCCCAAAUGGAAAAACGCCUGCAAAGGGUCCUUUUAAUAAAGGUUGCAAAGUUGUUGUCGAUUGUCGCGAAACAAAAUAUGGGUGUUGUCCUGAUAAGAAAUCUGUGGCACUGGGAAAUAAUUAUCAAGGAUGUUUUAAUAAAGUCAAAUGUAUUGAUACGAAAUAUGGAUGCUGCCCUGAUGAUAGGACUCCAGCUUUGGGGUUCAGUUUUGAGGGAUGCUUUAAACCUUCAACACGCGAUUUCUAAAAAAUACAUUUGGAUACUUUCAAAUGAAUAUAAUAUAGCUUAAAACUACAAAUGUAUUUUAUUAAACUUUUAUGCAGUACUAUUUUGUUUUUAAAAUCGUAAAUAUAUUUUAUGUUUCCCAUCUUCCAUUGAGAAGAAUUAUCAAAUAUUUAAAGACGUUUGGAAACAUGGAAUUUUUAAAACUUACGUUGUUGCUAUGUAUGUAGAAAUAAACUCUAUAAGACCAAA
Biomphalaria glabrata is the source of this 2948-nucleotide messenger RNA. RefSeq names its product papilin-like. NCBI's taxonomy places the organism in Eukaryota, Metazoa, Mollusca, Gastropoda, Planorbidae. Bases 381 to 2720 code for a protein of 779 amino acids. The record is from RefSeq and is a predicted model, not a curated record. The transcript has 3 exons. Gene Ontology annotation, cellular component: extracellular region.